UGAGUUAAAUAUAACUAAUCUCAUCAUUUAUCAUUUCAGUAAUAGGAAUUGCCAAACUACUUAUAAGUACAAUAAUUAAAUAAUACUGUGCUCCUAAAGACUGUCAAAGUACUACUAGUACUUAGUGCUGUGGUGUUCAAUCUUAUUUGAUUUCUACAAGCAAGUUAGUGGAAGAGUUCUGCAGAAAUGUCACUAUCACUCCCAAAUCUGUAUGCAAAAGGUGAUGCUUAUGGAAUAAAGUAUGUUGAGAUUAAAACAAAGCCAAGUCUAUUGAAUUCUUCUUUUCGCUGUAGAGCAAGGACUAAGGCAGCUCUUGGUACUCGUUCGAGUGCUGUUGAAGUCCCUCGUCAGUGGUACAAUAUAGUUGCAGACCUUCCAAUCAAGCCCCCUCCACCUUUGCAUCCCAAGACUUUUCAACCUAUCAAACCUGAGGAUUUAUCUCCUCUUUUCUGCGAUGAGUUGAUUAAGCAGGAGACAAGCGUCGACCAGUUUAUUGAUAUUCCGGAAGAAGUUUUAGACGUUUACAGCCUUUGGCGCCCAACUCCUUUGAUUAGAGCAAAGAGGUUGGAGAAACUGCUUGAUACACCCGCACGAAUAUAUUACAAGUAUGAAGGCGGUAGCCCAGCAGGGUCGCACAAGCCCAACUCUGCUGUUCCUCAGGCCUGGUACAAUAAAAUGGAGGAUGUUAAAAAUGUUGUCACUGAGACCGGGGCAGGUCAAUGGGGGAGCGCGUUGUCAUUUGCUUGCAGCUUAUUUGGUCUCAAUUGCGAGGUAUGGCAAGUUCGAGCAUCGUUUGAUCAGAAACCUUAUCGUAGAAUGAUGAUGCAAACUUGGGGUGCCAAGGUGCACCCUUCUCCUUCCGACCUUACAGAGGCUGGUCGGACUAUUCUACAAAUGGAUCCUUCAAGUCCGGGAAGUUUAGGAAUAGCUAUUUCGGAGGCUGUGGAGAUUGCAGCUAUGAAUGCCGACACCAAGUAUUGUUUAGGAAGUGUUCUCAAUCAUGUUUUAUUACAUCAGACUGUUAUUGGUGAGGAGUGUAUAAAGCAGAUGGAGGAUUUCGGAGAGACUCCGGAUGUGAUCAUCGGUUGCACGGGUGGUGGAUCCAAUUUUGGAGGACUUGCUUUCCCAUUUAUCCGGGAGAAGCUUAAGGGAAAAAUUAAUCCUCUUAUUCGAGCGGUUGAACCUACAGCUUGCCCCUCGUUGACCAAAGGCGUAUACGCUUAUGACUACGGAGACACGGCAGGCAUGACUCCUUUAAUGAAAAUGCAUACCCUUGGUCAUGACUUCAUACCAGAUCCCAUCCAUUCCGGGGGUCUCCGUUACCAUGGCAUGGCGCCAUUGAUAUCACACGUCUAUGAAUUGGGAUUCAUGGAAGCAAUAUCAAUUCCUCAGACUGAAUGCUUCGAAGGUGCUAUUCAGUUUGCAAGGUCUGAGGGGUUGAUACCGGCACCAGAACCGACUCAUGCUAUAGCUGCCACUAUCAGGGAAGCUCUAAGGUGUAAAGAGACUGGAGAAUCGAAAGUUAUACUCAUGGCAAUGUGUGGACAUGGUCAUUUUGAUUUGUCAUCGUAUGAUAAGUAUUUGCAGGGAAGCCUGGUUGAUUUGUCAUUCUCGGAAGAGAAAAUAAAAGCCUCACUCGCCAAAAUACCUCAACCAGUGUCUUAAGCUGAUCCAAAUUGCGGAGACAAUGAAAGUACUAGGUAUGCUGAGAGGAACUUACAGAUUUGGAAGAGCAAUUUUUUUUUCCUCCGUUUUUUGCAUCUGCUGUUGAAACGUUCAUGGUUACUUUUCUAUUAUGCUAAAACUAGUUCACCUGUAUUUCGUGCAGUUAUAUAUGUAUCUACAUGCUUUAAUAAAUUGUGUAGUAAUGGAGCUGCUACUCCUGAAGUUGUAAUUUUAUUCAACCUUCUGAUUGGAGUUUUGUUUUGA
Molecule: messenger RNA, 1929 nt
Organism: Capsicum annuum
Lineage: Eukaryota; Viridiplantae; Streptophyta; Magnoliopsida; Solanales; Solanaceae
Product: tryptophan synthase beta chain 2
Exons: 6
Coding region: 187-1665 (492 amino acids)
Biological process (GO): L-tryptophan biosynthetic process
Molecular function (GO): pyridoxal phosphate binding; L-serine hydro-lyase (adding indole, L-tryptophan-forming) activity; tryptophan synthase activity
Source: RefSeq, a predicted model, not a curated record